Messenger RNA from Nilaparvata lugens (brown planthopper), 864 nucleotides. Its product is annotated as guided entry of tail-anchored proteins factor 1. Lineage: Eukaryota; Metazoa; Arthropoda; Insecta; Hemiptera; Delphacidae. Gene Ontology annotation, biological process: tail-anchored membrane protein insertion into ER membrane. The transcript is spliced from 4 exons. The record is from RefSeq and is a predicted model, not a curated record. The coding region runs from base 316 to 819 and encodes 167 amino acids.
AAAUAAUAAUUUCCGUUAGAUAACCUUUUAACUCAAAAUCGCAGAAAUUCUGAAUAGAAUAAAUGAUAAAAAAUAUUAAUAAGAUUCAUCAUUGUGAUUAUAAUAGAUAAAUAAUAGUAUAAAUUCAUUUUUAUAUAACAAGAUUAUCAUGAAUAUCGACUCGUCUAAUGUCUUGUUGAUUAAAUCUUCCCUUAUUUUGAGGUUAUGUAAACUGUUUGUAAAUAAAUGUUUUUGAUAAAACUGUAUACUCUAAAAUUGAAUAAUAUUGGAUUCCAUAAAAUUAUAUGUUUAUGCUUAGUCAAUUAGAUAAUCAAAAUGUCUUUCUUGAUAAUUAAUGGUAUAAUUUUAGCAUUCCUUUGGGAAUAUGUGUCUAUUUUUCUAAAACCGAUGAUUGCUGUCAUUUGUAGAAAAAACAGUCCACAUAAGCCAUUAAAACAAGACAUUUCAAAUCUACAGGAUGAACUUAGUAAAAUAUCUAUGAUUGAUGAGUUCGCAAAGUAUGCUAGACUCCAGAGAAAGUUGAAUGCUUUGAAAGAUAAAUUGGGAAGCGAAUCAACUCAACACCUCCAAGAAAUGGUCAAAUUAAAUUUACUGGUAACAGGCAUUACACAAGUUUUAUUAGGCCUGAUCACAAUUACUUUCCUAUGGAUGUACUGGUAUGAACCUGUCCUUGUCUUUCCCAAAGCUUGGGUAGCUCCAAUCUCAUCUUUCAUCUCUUUCCCCACCUCGAUUGACGGAGCAAUCGGGCUUCCGUUCUGGUUCAGUGUUUGCAAAGUGUUCGCCAAAUCAACGUCUACACUUAUAACGUUUAAGAAAUAAGUUGAUAAUAAAUUCAUACAAAUAAACAUGGUUCAAAUCACAAAA